AAGCAUCGACAGAUUCCUUGCAGACACUUCAAAGACGGCUCAGCGAACGCGGCACGAAUGCGCACCUGCGCAUAGACUCAUGCAGUCCAAGGAGGAUUGCGGGCCAUCAUACCUAAUGCGCUGUCUUCUUCGUGUUUACUGCUGCUGAGACGAUAGCCUCCACGCUAGGACUAUUUCACCAUGGACGAGCUGCAGGCACGGCACCGGAAAGAGCAGAAGGACUUGCAGAGUCGAGUGACACAGAAGAAAAAGCAGGCCAGCAAGAAGACCCGCAAAGCCGUCAACGAUGAAUGCGAGCAGCUGGAGCGAGAUCUCAAGGACAAGCAGGCCCGAGAAGUGGCGGAGCUCAAUGGCAAUGCAAUAACAGAUAAUGAACCCUCCGCCGAAGAACUCGAGAAGCUCACGCUGCAAGUCGAUGACGACUCGCCGACAGAAGUCAACGGCACUUCAGCCGGCCCCUCUUCCGCAAUGAAGCCCGCUGAUUCUGGUGAGGCUGCUUCGGCCGCCGGAGCUGGCAAGAAGCGUAAUCGCCAGAAGGACAGACUGGCAAGACGCGCAGCGGAACAAGAAGAACUCGCCCGGCAGGCAGCUGAAGAAGCAGCAAACCUUCCAGACAUGAAAGAGCAAGAACGUAUGCGGAUGCUUGAAUCAAUGAAAGAGCAUCGACUCGUCGAGAAAGAAAUCCGCGCUGAUGGACACUGCCUCUACUCUGCUUUCGCCGACCAGCUCGAGCAGCUGGACAUACCACUUGGUUCAGAGCCUGGCGGCAAGCCUGCUGUUGCAUACAAAACCGUUCGGGCCAAGGCCGCAGACUACAUUCAGUCUCACCAAGACGAUUUCGUUCCAUUUCUGGAAGAGUCUUUGCCCGAGUAUGUGCACAAAGUGCGCGACACGGGCGAGUGGGGCGGUCAGCUCGAAUUGAUGGCACUUGCCAAAACCUACAGCACGAACAUCAACGUGUUGCAGGACUUCGGCCGUAUCGAAAAAAUUGAAGGCGCGACUGGAAAAGAAGUGAAAACUGUCUGGCUUGGCUACUACAAACAUGGCUUUGGCCUUGGAGAGCACUAUAACAGCCUGAGAAAAUCGCCAUGAGCUUUGACUGCUACACGUCUACACUCCUUCAGGCUUUUCUGGCGCGUAAUCGAUGCGGCGUCUCUUCCGACUUCGCACGAACACGAAUAUGGAGUAACCCAGGCUCAUGUAAAAGGACAGACUGAGGAGGCAGAUCAGCUAUCAGUAAGCAACAAGCAGCGGAAAUGAGUGACUUACGCCGUGGUGAUGAACAAAGCAACAAGCGUCCAAUGCUCCCAUUGGAUUCCAGUGAAAUACAAGUGAAGCUGGCUCACACUGAUAGGGGUCAUGCAAGACCACAGCAGAGCCUUGAGUAUUUGCAGAACGAGGUACAACCUGGACAAAGUCAGCGCACGAACUAUGAGCAGUCGAGCCCUUGUCCUAG
Cercospora beticola is the source of this 1456-nucleotide messenger RNA. RefSeq lists its product as uncharacterized. The record is from RefSeq and is a predicted model, not a curated record. Gene Ontology annotation, molecular function: cysteine-type deubiquitinase activity. NCBI's taxonomy places the organism in Eukaryota, Fungi, Ascomycota, Dothideomycetes, Mycosphaerellales, Mycosphaerellaceae. Gene Ontology annotation, biological process: protein deubiquitination.